This is a messenger RNA of Impatiens glandulifera, 1444 nucleotides long. RefSeq names its product KH domain-containing protein At2g38610-like. NCBI's taxonomy places the organism in Eukaryota, Viridiplantae, Streptophyta, Magnoliopsida, Ericales, Balsaminaceae. The record is from RefSeq and is a predicted model, not a curated record. Gene Ontology annotation, molecular function: mRNA binding. The coding region runs from base 140 to 991 and encodes 283 amino acids. Gene Ontology annotation, cellular component: nucleus. The transcript has 7 exons. Gene Ontology annotation, biological process: regulation of mRNA splicing, via spliceosome.
UCUCUAUCUCCCUUUCAUCACCUUAUUUCACUGACCUUUUCCUACUCACUGAAAAAAACCCUUGUUUUUCCCUUCUUCUUCUUCUUCUUCUCUCUCCGUCCAUAGCCAUAGACGAAGAAGAGAAGUUGGCGGCGGAGCUAUGUCGGGUCUAUAUAAUCCUAACUUCUCUCCGGCAAGAGCGCUUUCUCCUCAGAUUAGAAGUGCUCCAGAUGUGGAAAGUAAUCAGUAUUUGGCAGAGUUGUUGGCGGAAUAUCAAAAGAUUGCACCUUUCGUGCAGAUUCUACCGAAUUGUAGCAGACUUUUGAAUCAAGAGAUUUUACGAAUUUCAGGAAUGGUGCCCAACCAAGCCUUUGGUGACCUUGACAGAUUGCAGCAUAGAAGCCCAAGUCCUAUGGCUUCUUCAAACAUCAUAUCUAAUGCUGCAAGGAAUGUGAUGGGGGGCUGGAAUGGUGGCCUUCCACAGGAGAGAAUGAGUGGACCACCUGGAAUGACGAUGGACUGGCAAGGGGCCCCAGCAAGUCCUAGUUCAUACACUGUGAAGAGAAUUUUGCGUUUCGAUAUUCCUGUAGAUACUUAUCCAAACUUCAACUUUGUGGGGCGGCUUUUGGGACCUAGGGGCAAUUCCCUAAAACGAGUUGAAGCUACUACAGGAUGCCGGGUUUACAUUAGAGGAAAAGGGUCUAUCAAAGAUCCAGACAAGGAAGAGAAGCUUCGUGGAAGGCCAGGUUAUGAGCACUUGAACGAGCCUCUUCAUAUCUUAAUCGAGGCUGAUUUACCUGCCAACAUCAUUGAUACAAGGCUAAGGCAGUCACAGGAAAUUAUAGAAGAAUUACUCAAACCUGUGGAUGAGUCUGAAGAUUAUAUUAAGAGACAGCAAUUGAGAGAGCUAGCUUUGUUGAACUCCAACUUCAGGGAAGACAGUCCUGGUCCAAGUGGAAGCGUCUCUCCUUUCAACACUAGUGGCAUGAAACGUCCCAAAACUGGACGUUGAGACCCUCGUUGUUCAUCUGUUAUGCUGAAUGGCUUCGUUGGAUUUCCUGUCAGAUGGGAGCUUUAGAAGAAACUUCAAUUAAAACCUCUUUCUGGAGAUUUUCCAAGAGACAGAAAAGAUGUUGUUGGCUUGACAUGUCAAAAAGGAAUUGGUGAUAUUUCUGGUAGGUGCUGCUGAAUCUGUUUUGGUUUUGUAACUUUGAAUCAAUAGAAAGUAUUAAAUGUGCAGAAUGAUGGUGAUGAUGAAGAAGAAAACCCUAAAAAAAAGAGUGCUGAAUAUAUUUUGGUGUAUACUUAUUGGUAGGUGUUAGUAUAUUAUUAUGUUUUAACUAAAUUCAUUGGAUUUAUUCUUGUGUAGUGUGUUAUAUAUUUUAUAUAAAUCUUUUGACAUUGUUUUGGAUAAUGAAGUCAUACAUAUCAUUCUAUUAAAAGUUGAGAAUUUCAUUUUGUUUGA